This is a messenger RNA of Aspergillus welwitschiae, 417 nucleotides long. RefSeq lists its product as uncharacterized. NCBI's taxonomy places the organism in Eukaryota, Fungi, Ascomycota, Eurotiomycetes, Eurotiales, Aspergillaceae. The record is from RefSeq and is a predicted model, not a curated record. Bases 29 to 391 code for a protein of 120 amino acids. The transcript has a single exon.
UCUUAUACCUAUCGGAUUUGGACAGCGCAUGGCGCUUCCCCACGAACCUCCACGAUUUUACAUUGGGAUUUGUCUGUUCUUUUUUCUUCUUCUCAAGUCACCGCUUAUUUUUUCUUCAUUUCUGAGACUGUGCAUAAGGUAUUGGGAUCCAAGGCAAAAGAGGUUGGCGUUUUUUUGUAUGACUCGGGCCUCCUUUUAUUCUUUUUGGUAUCCUUAUUAUUUGCUUUGCUUUGCUUUGCUUUUUCUCUUCCUGGUUUGCGCUUGGCGAUUUGAUUUGCUUGUACCACUCGGGACUGGACUGGUUGAAUUUAGGGGAGCAAGGAACCGACUUGAUACCAUUUUUGUACAGGUGUCCCCUUUGAUUUAUGCUGAUGUUGACGUUGAUGUCUGAUAAGAAUCGAAUUGAAGUGAACUGAU